AUGCUGGAGAUGACGUAUGCGUUCACUGCGCUCUUUUUUACGUUCAAUAAAUCAGUCGCCUGCGUUGCCGCAACGGACAUGGAAGAUGGACAGGUUGUUGAAACGAAGCAGGGGCAACUGAAGGGACGGACACAAACAGUGUCCGGGAAAACGGUUCAAGUUUAUUUUGGGAUUCCAUACGCAGAACCUCCGAUUAAUCACCUUCGCUUCCGCAAGCCAACACCCUCUAAGUCAUGGUCCGGUGCUUACGAUGCCACCCAAAAGAAGUUUUCCUGCCCUCAACAACUCUACCCAUCGCUGGCAGACAUUGCAACAGAUCUAUCCGAAGACUGCCUCUAUUUGAACGUGUGGACACCCAGUACUGUAAGGCCGACGAGACCGGUCGUAGUAUGGAUUCACGGAGGAGGCUUCGCCUUCGGCAGUUCCUACGAGAGCGGGUUCAACGGUUCUCUGCUGGCAGUAAUGCACGACUUGGUGGUUGUGACUAUGAAUUAUCGCCUCGGUAUUUUCGGCUUUCUAGACGCCGGUGUUCCAGACGCUCCUGGUAACGUAGGGCUCCUGGAUCAAAGACUGGCUCUGCAGUGGGUACGAGAAAACAUCCACGCAUUUGGCGGAAACCCGACGAGGGUGACCAUUUUCGGCCAAAGCGCAGGGGGUUACAGCGUGCACGCCCACAUCAUAUCUCCCCUGAGCAGGGGCCUUUUCCACAGAGCUUUCAUGAUGAGCGGCACUUACGAUUCCAUCGUGCUGCUGGACACCUUGCUCGAAAGUGUAGACCGAGGAAGCCAGGUGGCCGCGAGACUCAAUUGCACGGCACCGUUCCUUGAUCUGAGCAGCCAUCCGGACAUUGUCUUAGAAUGCUUACGCAGCAAGUCGACGGAUGCACUAUCCAAUGCUGUGAAGAACGUAACUGACCCUAAACUUGCUUCGUUCGUGCCGACCUAUCCGAACGAGUUCUUUCCUGUUCGACCAGUUUUGGCACUGAGGCAGGGUCGGUUCGCUGACGUCGACGCCAUGGUUAGUGUCACGAGUUCGGAAGGCACCGUCAUGGUGGUGUCGCAGCCAGACAAACGUUUCUGGGACGAAGAUCUGAGCAAUGUUUCGGUGGAGGAACUGAAGCCAGCUCUUCGGGAAAUGCUAGUCACAUUUAUGGGAAACAAGUACAUUGAUCUCGUGGAGUAUUACGCGGCACAGGCGGCGCAGGAUAACAAGCAGGAGUUAAGGGAGAUGUACACUGAGUUUUUUGGUGACUCUUAUUUCGUGUGCCCCAUGAAAUAUUUUUCCCAAAAACACUCGGGAAAGGGCAACUCGGUCUACUCGUUUGUGUUCGGCCACAGGUCAGUCAAGUCGACGUUGCCGGAAUGGAGUGGCGUCCCCCACCUGGCGGACGUUCCAUAUUACUUCGGAGUACCUCUUUGGGACUAUGAAAGCUACUCAGACGAAGACCGCAACGUCAGUCAAGAAGUUAUGAGAGCAUUCUCCUCAUUUGCAAGAUAUGGGGCACCGAAGCUUAAUGGCGUCAAAUGGACCCGGCACACUCCCUGGAAUCCUGCGGUCUUGUGGCUUCAGCCCGGAAAUUACUCUACGCAGUACGACAUCGGCGACAAAAACUGCGGCUUCUGGAAACAGUUUAUGGAGUGA
This is a messenger RNA of Ixodes scapularis (black-legged tick), 1641 nucleotides long. Its product is annotated as cholinesterase 1. The transcript has 3 exons. The record is from RefSeq and is a predicted model, not a curated record. Gene Ontology annotation, biological process: acetylcholine catabolic process; choline metabolic process. NCBI's taxonomy places the organism in Eukaryota, Metazoa, Arthropoda, Arachnida, Ixodida, Ixodidae. Gene Ontology annotation, cellular component: plasma membrane. Gene Ontology annotation, molecular function: acetylcholinesterase activity. Bases 1 to 1641 code for a protein of 546 amino acids.